Rotaria sordida is the source of this 1608-nucleotide messenger RNA. The record is from the annotation of a GenBank genome assembly. NCBI's taxonomy places the organism in Eukaryota, Metazoa, Rotifera, Eurotatoria, Philodinida, Philodinidae.
AUGAUAAAAUUCAUCCUUGUCACUGUCGUUUUUUUUCUAUUCAUUAUCAAUAAAAAUUGCGCUCUUGAUGCUGAUAAUUAUACAAGUUAUAUUGAGGAACUUAGUCAAGAUGAAAAGUUUCUUGAAGAAUAUGCUGCAUGGUCAUUCAAACUUUUUUCUCAACCAGAUUAUCUUUAUGGUAAACCACAUGAAGUUUUUCCGUGUCCAAUUAUAAAAGAUCCUACUGUUCCAACAUCAGUACAUAAACUUCGACCAAGUGAUAUUAAAUGUAUUGGUGCUAUAGGUGAUAGUUUAACAGCUGGUUUAGGUGCUCACGCACUUACUCCAGUUGGUUUAGUCCUCGAAUAUCGAGGUGUAUCUUGGUCGAUAGGUGGAGAUUAUACAUAUUCAAAAGUUCUUUCAUUACCCAAUAUUUUACGACAAUACAAUCCAGAACUUAAGGGUUUCUCUACAAAAGUAUCAGUUAUAUUUCUUAAUGGUCAAGACGCUAAAAAUAAUCACCUCAAUGUUGCUAAAUCAGGUGAUCAUUCAUUUCAUAUGCCUGAUCAAGCUAGAUUACUUAUGAAUCGAAUGAAAGAAGAAAAAUUGUGCGAUUGGGAUAAUGAUUGGAAAGUUAUUACAAUUUUUGUUGGCGGUAAUGAUUUAUGUACCUUUUGUGAAGAUUCAGAUAUAAAACAACAUACACCAGAACAAUAUUUACGUUAUAUACGUGAUACAAUUGAUACAUUAUAUAAUGCACCAUUACCACGUACAUUUGUUAAUCUUGUUCUUGUACUUGAUGUUCGUGGUAUAAAAGAUCUUAAUAGUGGUGGUUUUGUUUGUCAAACACUUCAUAAACGAACAUGUCCAUGUGCUGCUUUUCCAACGCCAAACCAAACUAAAAUUUUAGAUGAUUAUAUACCACAAUAUCAUCAAGUACUUGUGGAAUUAGUUAAUUCAGGUCGUUAUGAUAAUCGUUCUGAUUUUACUGUUGUUAUUCAACCAUUUAUGGCAAAAACUAAAUUACCAUUAAAACUUAAUAAUGAAAUUGAUUUUAGUUAUUUUGCACCAGAUUGUUUCCAUUUUAGCGGCAAAGGUCAUGCACAAGCUGCACUUGCACUUUGGAAUAAUAUGCUUGAACCUGUUGGUGGUAAAAAAUGGUAUUGGCAUAUAAAUGAAACAUUAAAUUGUCCUACAGAAAAAUAUCCAUAUAUAUUUACUAAUAACAAUUCAGCUGAAGCAUUAAAAGAAUAUCAUCAACGUUCAACAAUGCUUCAAACAGCACAUCAUACUUCAUUCAUGAGUUCGACACCAGAUGAUAAUACAACUAAACAUCAUAAACAUCAUAAAUCACAUUCUGAUUCAUCAUUUAGCAAGAUGCAAUUAGUUGUUUUUGCGAGUUUCUUUCUUUUAAUUAUAUUACUUUUAAUUUUGACUAUUAGUAAACGACAACAAAUUCGUGUUUUUAUUCAUGGAGCUGGACGACGACAUAUAAAUGGUUUUAGUGAUCCAAUAUAUCCAGAUGACCAUGAUGACGUUGAAAUAUGGAAUCGAUUAAAUUUAAAAUCAAAUUGUUCUAUUAAUAAUGAUAUUCCAAAAACACAUGGUACACGUAUUUCUUUUGAAUAA